UGCCAUCAAAGCCAGGGGCAUGAACGAACACGCCUGUGCUCUGCCCAGAUCGUACGUCGAAGAGACGCGCGUCACUCGAUCUACGACGGGCAGGGUGACCCUGCAGGGGCACAGCAGCAGCUGCAUUGGAACAGGGCGCAACGCACGCGCGCUCUCUUCACAUCACGACGCCGCGACCCUGUUUUUUUUUCAGACGACACGGAGAGGAGUCAUCAUGGGGCCCCACGCCACCGCCUUCCUUCUGAUUCUCUUGGCAGGCCAAGUGUCCGCAACUGACAAAAACGGUACAACCAUUAUGAACGUGCAAGAUCUGUUUCAUGCUGUUGAAUCUGCUUUUGACAAAAUUGGGAACACCAUCUCAAGUUUUUUCGAUAGCAAGACAUUUUCAUGCAGUUUUGGGAUCUCCCCAAAAUACUACAAGAAAAGCUGUGCUGAUUCAGAAAAAGCCUGCCUGACUGCAAACAUCACCAUUGGGCAAGCCAACAUUCUGUUUAAGGACUGUGUCAAAGAGAACGUCUGCAACUCCACGGAGAUUCUUGCUGCCACCAUCGCCAACAUUUCCUCCUUCCAGAUGUACAAAGAUCAGAAUCUGACCGUGAAAAGUUCUGAGUGUUGCAAAACCAGCCGCUGCAACGCUGCUCCUCAUAGCAGACCUGUCCUGCCCUUAGCCUUGCUAUUUGCCCCUGUCUUACCACUCCUCAUGCACUCUGGUUGAUCCUCUGGCUAGGCAUUAUCAUUGCCACCAGGGGCCCAAGGGGUUACAUGGCCUCCUUACUUUUUCAAGUAGAGGGACCAGAAUAGGAUUUAGACUUGCUAACCUAAUCCCGAUGUUCCUUGCUCCAACUAUCUCUUGCAAUUCAAAAUGUGUUUGAACCUGACAAUGCGUGCCUCUGCAUUUAUCAAAAACGGAAGCUUAAAGUGUGCAUGUGUGAACACUUGCAUUAUCAAGCAGAUUUUUCGCAUGAGCAUGCAAAUUAUAAAUGUGUGUGCACAUUCGUGCUAAAGUGCGUGUGCACGUCUGUACUAAAACGUAAGUCGGCAUAAAUGUCCAUGCGUGUAUUAGCACGGUAGUGUGAAUGUUCAAAUAUGCACUCUCACUUUUACCUACUGAAUGGGUGUCGUAUUGAUAAUUACAAAUAAGACACGUUCCUGGGUUGAAUCAUGCGUAUCGAGAAUUCAAUAAGGUUUUUUUUACACAUAACAGUUGAAAUUCCCACUUAGUUUCCAUCCACACAUUGCAUAUGCAUCGGUUCUCAAGGGCAUUUUACCAAUGAAUUCCGAGUGAUGUCCCUCCACACAGUGGCAACACUAUCAGAGGCAGUACCAAAAUGCUUGCGCAGAUGCCUUGCAAUCUUGUGGUUAAAAUUCAGAUAUUUCAACAUUGACAUAUUGUAGAGGAGGGUGUUUAUAAAAGUAUCAUCCAUUAUAAUUGGCAGUUCGAACUGUUUGAGCUUUUGUACAUAAGCUGUUUCAAAAUGGAAAAGCUUUUUUGUGAACCUCGGCAGAUGACACAAGCGGUCAACGCAAUCACACUCCCCGGGACGAUUGAGAGCACCUGGGACUCUGUCGAAUGUCAAUACAAGGUGUCUUGCAAACACCAUACGCGAGAGAUGGUGAAACUCACGUAAAAAAAAGUCUUCACAACAUCAAAUGUGUAUGCAGUUGUGUUGAACCGAACGCAAACUACACUCUCGGCAUUCUGUAAUAACAGUCGAUAUCUUUUGAUUUAAAGCUUUCGUGACUGCAGUGAUUCAUAUUCUUGGUUCUUUCGGUAAAGUCACGUUGAAGGGAAACAAUAUAUAUUUUAUUGUUUCCCUUCAACGUGACUUUACCGAAAGAACCAAUAAUAUAGUCGAUAUCUUUAUGGACACCACGUAUUUACAUUUUGUGUAUAUGUCCACGCUUUAUCCACUACUAGCUUGGGACCUUGAAUCCUGUUGCGUGUAUGUUGGCAAACACUAUGGAAUGCAGCUUUGGUAUCGUUUCGGUAACUAGUUGAGUGAUUUUGGCUCAACCUUCUGUUGUAUUUAGCUACACUUGACUCUGUGAAAAGAAUUUCAGCAGGUUUUUCGCUGUUUAUACAAUUUAAACAGUGGCUAGUACGUUGGUGGUACGUGGGAUAUAAUGGUUCUUUACUUGAUAAAACAUUUUUUCAAUUAUUUUAAUGAGGUUAUAUACUGUGUUAGUAAUUGUGGUUUGGUUACGUGAUAAACAAGGAAACAGUGGGACAUUUUGCUUUAGUAUUAAAGGGCAUUAAUCUGAGGUGAUUAUUUGUGAUUUUGUUUUCUGUAAGAUAAAAGUGAUUUAAAUUAGAUAAGAAUUUGAUUAAUAUUUUAUAUUGCAAACUAAUUCAUCGUUUGGAAACUGAGUCAGAAAAUGUGAGAUGCAGUACAAGUUGAAAAUACAUGUGGGGGAAGAAAACCCUUAAUUUCCUCAGGUCUAAAACCUUAAUAUUCCUUUGCCAAAAAUGAUUUCACUAUAAAAGCCAUUACAGUGUGAGGUCACAUUGAGUGCGUAAGCAAAGCGGCAGCAGAUUAAACAUAAAUGUCCAUGUGAUGCAGCUACUUUUAAAAUCCUUCAUCGGUGUCAAAACUUCAAGGUUGGCCACUCAUUCUAUAUGUGAGGUGUUUGUCACAGUUUUAUUUAAAUCUUAAGCUGGACUACACCGAGAAUUAUCCUGUGGGUUUCAGUGACCUCCCAAUUACCUCUUCCCGUGGUGUGAACAUAGCGUCAUGGUAAAAACAAAUGGUCAUGCAUUGGUACAUAGUAGGGUUGUCAAAUAACUACUGGCUGACUGGCAACAGUCUGCACCUCCGAUCAGCAUGAUUGGCUACGUACGGUGUGAAGUCAGAAAAACGGGGUAACCAGCUUGUGUGGAAUGUUAGGAAUUAAUUGAACAAUGGUUUAACUAUUAUUUUGUUUUACCCACUGAGCUGUAUAAACCCUUGGGCUACACCUAUAUUAAACCUUUAAAAUAGUC
Messenger RNA from Petromyzon marinus (sea lamprey), 2980 nucleotides. RefSeq lists its product as uncharacterized. The record is from RefSeq and is a predicted model, not a curated record. Lineage: Eukaryota; Metazoa; Chordata; Hyperoartia; Petromyzontiformes; Petromyzontidae.